CAUUUUCCUCCUGUGUUGUUGUUAGCUUGCUGGCUAAGCUGACUGUCAGCCCGGUUUCUGCAGUUAAACGAGUCAGUGCAUGAUUUAAAUACAACAGGUGUGUUAUUGCAGCGGUUCCCGACGUCCCUGCUUUCCCCGUGACCAUGGACGAGGAAUAUUACAGCGGUUCCGGAGACUGGGAAGGCACGGAGGGUAGCAUGGAGGAUGGUUACGGUGAAGGAGAAAAUGAUGGGAAAAUCCAGGAAGCUUGCCUGGAGAAAUUCUCCAGCAGGGAUUACAUCAUGGAGCCUGCUAUCUUCAGCACCCUCAAAACGUAUUUUCAAGCAGGUGGCUCUCCAGAACAUGUCAUCCAGCUUCUCUCUGAAAAUUACUCUGCCGUGGCUCAGACUGUUAAUCUGCUGGCCGAGUGGCUCAUCCAGAUGGGUGUGGAGCCUGCACAGGUCCAAGAACGAGUAGAAAAUCACCUUAAGAGUCUUCUGAUAAAACACUUUGACCCCCAGAAAGCUGAUUCCAUCUUCACCGUUGAGGGAGAGACUCCUGCUUGGCUUGAGCAGAUGAUAGCGCACACAACGUGGAGAGAUCUCUUCUAUAAGCUGGCAGAGGCUCACCCAGAUUGCCUGAUGCUCAACUUCACUGUAAAGCUCAUUUCAGACGCAGGUUACCAGGGCGAGAUCACCAGCGUGUCCACAGCCUGCCAACAGCUGGAAGUUUUCUCUCGGGUGUUGAGAACAUCUUUGGCCACGCUGCUAGACGGAGGAGAAGAAAACCUGGAGAAGAACCUGCCCGAAUUUGCUAAAAUGGUGUGUCACGGCGAGCACACCUACCUCUUUGCCCAGGCAAUGAUGUCCAUCCUUGCUCAGGAGGAACAGGGAGGUUCAGCUGUCCGCAGGAUCGGCCAGGAGGUGCAAAAGUCUGCACAUGAGAGAGGUCACGAUGCCAGUCAGAUAACCCUUGCGCUUGGUACAGCGGCAGCCUACCCUCGAGCCUGCCAGGCUCUCGGCGCCAUGUUGUCCAAAGGAGCCCUGAAUCCUGCUGAUAUAACAGUUCUGUUCAAGAUGUUUAGCAGCAUGGACCCUCCUCCAGUCGAACUGAUCAGAGUGCCGGCCUUUCUCGACCUGUUUAUGCAGUCGCUUUUCAAGCCUGGAUCAAAGAUCAACCAAGACCAUAAACACAAAUACAUCCACAUUUUAGCCUAUGCUGCCAGUGUGGUGGAGACCUGGAAAAAGAACAAGCGAGUGAACAUCAAUAAAGAUGAGCUGAAGUCAACCUCUAAGGCUAUUGAGACCGUGCACAACCUGUGCUGCAAUGAGAACAAAGGAGCCACAGAGCUGAUUGCUGAGCUCGGCACUUUGUACCAGUGCAUCAGGUUUCCAGUGGUUGCUAUGGGAGUUCUGAAGUGGGUGGACUGGACGGUGUCCGAGCCGCGGUACUUCCAGCUGCAAACAGACCACACUCCCGUCCAUUUAGCUUUACUGGAUGAGAUCUGUACGUGUCACCAGCUGCUGCACCCGCAGGUCCUCCAGCUGCUCAUCAAGCUCUUUGAGACCGAGCACUCUCAGCUGGACGUCAUGGAGCAGUUGGAGUUGAAGAAGACUCUGCUGGACCGAAUGGUUCACCUGCUGAGUCGUGGCUACGUCCUGCCCGUCGUCAGCUACAUCCGCAAAUGUCUGGAGAAACUCAACACAGAUAUCUCCCUCAUUAGAUAUUUUGUCACUGAGGUGCUGGACGUGAUCGCGCCUCCCUAUACGUCGGACUUUGUUCAACUCUUCUUGCCGAUCCUUGAGAACGACAGCAUCGCAGGAACGAUCCGCACAGAUGGAGAACAUGACGCUGUUGCUGAGUUUAUCGCCCACUGCAAGUCAAACUUCAUCAUGAUCAACUGAUGUGGAAUUGACACCCAAAAUGGGAGACGUAAAGGAGGUGGAAGAUCUGUUAUCUGAUAAGCAGGUGCUUGCAGCUGAAGCACAUAGCUUGGAGGUGGAUUUUUCAUUUUGGCAAAGUGAAGUGGAAAUGAGUUUCUGUUAAGGAAACAUGAAAACAGCUGUGACUGUCGCUGAGCUGGCUGAGUGGUGUGAAAGUAAUGACACAGAUUUAUCUGAAGAUGCAGCUGAAUGUUGCUUUUUUUACCUGUAUAUUUGAUUUUCUAUAUUUUAUGUUGGUCUGAGCUCUUUUAAAAUAAACUUUAAAAUGUUGCUUGUUUUGUUUUGUUGUUUUUGUUUUUUAUACAGUCUCAGACUGCAGAAAUAUAAUCAGCUCCCUCUCAUGCAUUUUAUUUAUUUGUUUGUUUUAAUAUGGAGAUCUGUAAACCUCAAAAGCCGCAUAUUUAAUUGAAGCAGGUGAUUACACACCACUUUUAUUUGAAGUUUUUGUUUUCAGUUUCCAGGGUGACUUUGACGAUUUCAGGUUAGUUCUUAUAAUUUUCAUAGUUUUCUUUAGUCUUUUAAUGAUACGAGAUAUUUCUCAGAUGCAGAUUUAAGAAAUUUAAAAUACUAAUUGCAAGUCAAACAGUACUGGAGGUAGUGAACUCACAAUCUCAAAAAUACAUAACCAAAGCCUUUGAAGCUGGUUGUGUAAGACAUUUAAAUACAUUAUGUUUUAUUUUUACCCAUUCGGUGUAUUGUGACCUCUCCCUCUUUUUAAAGCUAAAGGUCAUUAGCAUCAGUGGUCCCCUGUGAAGUCCUAGUGAACCAAUGACUGUUUAACGAUGCAAAUUAGACCUCUUUAAAACAUAUUGUUUAGUUCUACCUUUCUUUUAUUCUUUUGUGUAUGCUGACAGCCUUUCCGCACUCCUUACUGUCUUAAGAAUUGUAAAAAUGUCACUUCUGUAGUUAUCUAAAUAUUUACCAUUGGCUAACAAUGACAAAUGGUAGAGAAAGUGUUCCUUUAGGAGAAGCAGCACCUGUGUAGUCAGAUGUAUUGAAACACCUGACUACACCAGCAGACAGGCAAUCACCACUGAGAGAGGAUCUGUAUCUGUUAAUCUUUAUCACUAAAAAUGUGUGUUCACAAAUGAACAUGGAUUCAAAAAGAAGCAACAUCUUCCCUGCUGGCAUGUAAGAAUGUUGCUCUUCAAAUGGCUUGAAGGAAACUGCAACUUUCUGAUAAAGGCCUUCACCGGGCUGUGCAUUUCACCUGCACAGGCUCUUGAUUUACAGUUGGUAUGUAGUUCAUUCUUUGCAAGUCUGUCACAUUAAUAGAAAAUGCAAGAGCUGCUUUUCAGUCUGAAUUUUCCACCCACUUUAAUUUCUGCUCUCAGGUCCUACACUCUCUCUAGCUUUACCCAGGCCGAGCCACCUGACAGUUUUUCCUUCCCACUGUCACCACGUGCUUGCUCAUAAGGAAUCACCCGAUUGUUGGGCUUUCUCUGUAAACGAGAAAGCCCAACAAUCAGGUGAUGGUAUAAACGGCCGUGAGGCAACAGUGAUUCAAUACUAUACAAAUAAA
Molecule: messenger RNA, 3444 nt
Organism: Neolamprologus brichardi
Lineage: Eukaryota; Metazoa; Chordata; Actinopteri; Cichliformes; Cichlidae
Gene: nelfcd
Product: negative elongation factor complex member C/D
Biological process (GO): negative regulation of transcription elongation by RNA polymerase II
Cellular component (GO): nucleus; NELF complex
Molecular function (GO): RNA binding
Source: RefSeq, a predicted model, not a curated record